Cercopithifilaria johnstoni is the source of this 1056-nucleotide messenger RNA. NCBI's taxonomy places the organism in Eukaryota, Metazoa, Nematoda, Chromadorea, Rhabditida, Onchocercidae. The record is from the annotation of a GenBank genome assembly.
AUGCGGAUACCUACAACAGCGGCUGAUAUUUGGAAAUCUUUGCAUGGGGUCGUGUGUGUACACAAGCCCCGCGAUAUUUCGCUCACUUCACUAAAACGAUACCUUAUUAAUGCAAUUUGCGAAACUGCUAAUAAACGUUGCUUACCAAUAGAAAUACCAGAAAUUGAAAUGCCUAUUGUCGAGUCUCACCCGAUAUCACAAGCUCCUGUUGUUAUUGGCAUACGAAAACAGCCAAAUUACAACUUUCAUCCUCUCGUUGUUGGACAACCGUUUCGGAAAGAAGAUAUUCGAGUUGAAGAGCUUGAUUAUCAGCAACCUGCAGGUUCCGGUUUAUGCUUAUUGGGCAUUAAUGAUGGCUGCGAUACGUUAGAAAGCCUACGCGAUCGUGUUUGGGUGAAUGAAUAUAUUUUAAAAGGUCAGCUAGGUCGAGGAACAGUUCAAAAUAAAAUUCGAGGAAAAACAAAUCGAGAAUAUGAUUACGAGCACAUUACUUAUCGGCAGAUGUCAAGAUUUCUAAUACGACUACAAGCUCAUUACAAAAAGCUAGCAUUUAAGCUAGCGAAUGUGGAUAUAGAAAGCCAGGAAGCGUUUGAAUUAGCUCGAAAAGGUUUGCCGAGGCCUAAAGUACUUGGGGCUCCUGUAAUAUAUUUUAUAAAACUGGUGCAUUUUCAUUUACCACAUUUCACUAUCAAUUUGCAUUGUGUUUGCAAAAAUGACGAUUUUUUACAAGACUUCAUUAAUGAAAUUGCUUUGUCUUUAGGUUCCGUGGCAUCAUGUCGCCAGUUACUACGAACACGAUUAGGACCAUUUGAUUGCACUCAUUCAUUGCUGGAUAAGCAUUUCACACUGAAAAAUAUUUUAAGAAACAUGCAGCUUUGUCAAAAAAUCAUUGAACACGAUAAGAAAACAUUGGAUAAAGAGAUUGUGAAGACUACGGCUCAGUUAGCUAUGGAAGAUAUAUUCAACGAUGAACUUGUUGAAAUGUUUGAUGAAGAGGAAGAAAAUGAAUCUCUUGAGGACUGCUUACGGGUUCCUUGGGGUAGAACUUACGAUUAA